Colossoma macropomum (tambaqui) is the source of this 2476-nucleotide messenger RNA. RefSeq names its product ATP-binding cassette, sub-family E (OABP), member 1 (gene abce1). The coding region runs from base 180 to 1979 and encodes 599 amino acids. Gene Ontology annotation, molecular function: ATP hydrolysis activity; ribosomal small subunit binding; iron ion binding. Lineage: Eukaryota; Metazoa; Chordata; Actinopteri; Characiformes; Serrasalmidae. The transcript has 18 exons. Gene Ontology annotation, biological process: ribosomal subunit export from nucleus; translational termination; translational initiation. The record is from RefSeq and is a predicted model, not a curated record.
GAGGCUCUGGCGCCAUCUUUCCCACCGGCUCCUCCGUCCGUCCGGCGGCGCGGAGGCUUUUUCACCGCUUUGACCGCUUUAAGCUCACUGUAACCGGGUUAACGGGCUCCGGAGCGGCGGCUCGGAAGGUGUGGACCUCCUCUUUUAUAAGCUGAGCUCUCUCUGUCGUCACCAGCACGAUGGCUGACAAGAACACCAGGAUCGCUAUCGUGAACCAUGACAAGUGCAAACCUAAGAAAUGCCGACAGGAGUGUAAGAAAAGCUGUCCUGUGGUGCGGAUGGGUAAGCUGUGUAUUGAAGUGACGCCGCAGAGUAAGAUUGUGUGGAUCUCCGAGUCUCUCUGUAUAGGCUGCGGUAUCUGCAUCAAGAAAUGUCCGUUUGGCGCUCUGUCGAUUGUAAACCUGCCGAGCAAUCUGGAGAAGGAGACCACGCACAGAUACUGCGCUAACUCCUUCAAGCUGCACAGGUUGCCCAUUCCACGUCCUGGAGAAGUGUUGGGGUUGGUGGGAACCAACGGAAUCGGAAAAUCGACUGCUCUCAAAAUCCUGGCAGGAAAGCAGAAACCCAAUCUGGGCAAAUAUGAUGCCCCUCCAGACUGGCAGGAGAUUCUGGCCUAUUUCAGAGGCUCUGAGCUGCAGAACUAUUUCACCAAGAUCCUGGAGGACGACCUGAAGGCCAUUGUGAAGCCGCAGUACGUCGACCAGAUCCCCAAAACUGUUAAGGGGUCAGUAGGAGACAUCCUGAGGAGGAAGGAUGACACUAAAACAGAGGAGCUUGUGUGUGACCAGCUGGAUUUGCUGCACUUGCGAGAUCGUAACGUGGAGGAUCUAUCAGGAGGAGAGCUGCAGAGAUUCGCCUGUGCUGUUGUUUGCAUCCAGAGAGCAGACAUUUUCAUGUUUGAUGAGCCGUCCAGUUAUCUUGAUGUGAAGCAGAGACUGAGAGCUGCCAUCACCAUCCGAUCCCUCAUCUCACCUGACAGGUAUAUCAUUGUGGUUGAGCACGAUCUGAGUGUGCUGGAUUAUCUGUCUGACUUUAUCUGCUGUCUGUACGGAGUGCCCAGCGCUUAUGGAGUCGUCACCAUGCCCUUCAGCGUCCGAGAAGGUAUUAAUAUCUUCCUGGACGGUUAUGUCCCGACCGAAAACCUGCGUUUCCGCGAGACCUCUCUGGUGUUUAAAGUGGCGGAAACGGCAGCAGAAGAAGAGGUGAAGAAGAUGUGCCGUUACCAGUACCCCAACAUGACCAAACGCAUGGGAGACUUCACGCUCAGCAUCACUGAGGGAGAGUUCACCGACUCUGAGAUCAUGGUGAUGCUCGGAGAGAACGGAACUGGAAAGACCACAUUCAUCAGAAUGCUGGCAGGAGGACUGAAACCUGACGGAGGAGGUGAAGUGCCAAUUCUGAACGUGAGCUACAAACCUCAGAAGAUCAGCCCCAAGUUUAAAGGCAGUGUUCGUGCAUUGCUACACGAGAAGAUCAGAGAUGCGUACACACAUCCCCAGUUUGUUACUGAUGUCAUGAAGCCCAUGCAGAUUGAGAGCAUCAUUGACCAGGACGUUCAGAAUCUAUCUGGUGGAGAGCUGCAGCGUGUCGCGCUGGCUCUGUGUUUGGGGAAGCCGGCGGAUGUUUAUCUGAUCGACGAGCCGUCGGCCUACCUGGACUCCGAGCAGCGUCUCAUGGCAGCCAGAGUCAUCAAACGAUUCAUUCUCCAUGCAAAGAAAACUGCCUUCGUGGUGGAGCACGACUUCAUCAUGGCCACCUACCUGGCGGACCGAGUGAUUGUGUUUGACGGAAUUCCCUCAAAAAACACCUCCGCCAACACGCCACAGACUCUGCUGGCUGGCAUGAACAAGUUCUUGGCACAGCUGGAGAUCACAUUCAGGAGAGACCCCAACAACUUCAGACCAAGAAUUAACAAGCUGAACUCCAUUAAGGACGUGGAACAAAAGAAGAGUGGCAACUAUUUCUUCCUGGAUGACUGAAACUGAAGGGUCCAUUCCAAAAUUCCCCCCCCACGGUGGUCCCUUGGGCCACAUCUCUCCCAACAAGUGACAUCAUCCAGGAUGAUGCAGCACUGGGACCGUUUACUUUAAACACUGACUGACACCAACUCCACCAUUCUGAACCAGUGGGUCCAGUUCCAGUAACUUGGAACAAUCCUCCUCUGCCUCACUCUCUUCACAUCAGCGCUGACCAUCUAACAGACUGGACCGGUCAGAGAAAUAAAGCUGACGGUUUGGUUUUCAGUGCUGAAGAGGGUGAGGCAGAGGACCCUGUUCAAGAAUUAUAAAGGGGACCUAGAAAGACUUUGGCUUCUGGGUGACCAAUUAUAAUACAUAGUAACUCAGAUGUGUUUUUACUGGUCACAAAGUGCUACAGCGGAGAGUGAGAGACACGCCAAACACCAACUGUAUAUUUUGAAUAAAAUAUUUUAAUCAUUAUAUCAUUUGAUGCAUCUUAUUAAACAGUUUCUCAAGAA